CCUCUCCAAGCCAAGCAGAUCCACGCCCACCUCCUCCUCCUCUCCUCCCCUCCCUCGCCCUUCCUCCUCUCUCUCCUCAUCUCUCUCUACUCCAACCUCAACCUCCUCUCCCACGCCCAAUCCCUCUUCAACUCCACUCCCACCUCGGCCCGAUCAUCUCUCUUAUACAACUCCAUCCUCCGUGCAAACCUCGCACACUGCCGACAUUCGAGAGUCAUCUCCCUCUAUCUCUCAAUGUCCUCGAGCCUUCCCGAUAGCUUCACAUUCCCUCUCGUAAUCAAGGCUUGUUCUCAAAUUAACGACCCCAAACUCUUCAGAUUGAUUCACACCCACGUUUUAGUCAUGGGUUUUGGAGCUCAUCUCCACGUUGCUAACGAAUUGGUGGCAAUGUACUCUAACUUGGGCCUCAUGGAGAUUGCACGCAAGGUGUUUGAUGGAAUGCCUGAUAGAAAUGUGGUUUCUUGGAAUUUGUUGGUUUCUGGGUUUUCGUCGAGUUUUGAUCCGGAGUCGGCAAUGAGGGUGUUCCGGCUGAUGCAGGUGGUGGGCCCAGCUCCGAAUUUGGUGACGUGGACGUCACUGAUGUCAGCGCAUGCUCGAUGUAAAUUGCACGGGGAAGUGGUGGAGAUUUUUGACGAGAUGAGGUGUAGCGGAGUUAGAGGCUCUGCGGAGGCUGUGGCUGUUGUUCUAUCUAUAUGCGCAUAUUUAGAGCGCGAUGCAUUAAAAAUUGGAAAGAAGAUGCAUAGUUAUGUACAAAGAAUCGGUUUUGAGAAUUACCCAUUUGUUCGAAAUUCGCUUGUUUGCAUGUACGGCAAGCUUGGAUUUCACGAAGAGGCCGAGAUCGUAUUCUCGGAGACCGAAGAGAAGAGUUUAGUUAGCUGGAAUGCUCUGAUUUCGAGCUAUGCGGCUUCUGGUCUCUGUAACAAGGCCUGCGAGGUCUUUUACCGUCUUAGUGAAUCCAAUACAGCCGCCCCCAAUGUCGUGAGCUGGAGUGCAGUAAUAAAAGGGUUUGCAUCUGCUGGAAUGGCGGAAUCCUCGCUCAGCAUGUUCCAGCAAAUGCAGCAGGCUGGCAUCAGACCUAAUCCAGUCACGAUCGCCACCAUUCUGUCAUCGUGUGCCGAGAUAUCGGCGCUGGACUUGGGUAAAGAGAUCCAUUGUCACAUGAUAAGAAUCAGUAUGAACAAAAACAUUCUGGUCGACAAUGCACUACUCAAUAUGUACACUAAGAGCGGGAACCUGAGAAAUGGCAUGUUGAUCUUAGAGAGAAUAAAGGAGAAAGAUCUGAUCUCAUGGAACACGAUGAUCACCGGCUUUGGCAUGCACGGAUUCUGUGACGAAGCCCUCGCAACCUUCGAGGACAUGAUAAAAAACAAUGUAAACCCUGACGGGAUCACAUUUAUCUCUCUUUUGUCUGGGUGUAGCCACGCUGGUAACGUCGCAGAGGGCCGUCGGUUACUCCAUCGAAUGAUCCACGAGUUCAAUAUCCCACCGGCAAUGGAGCAUUACUCGUGCCUCGUGGACCUCCUCGGCCGAGCAGGGCUCCUCAUCGAUGCGUACGAGCUCGUUCAAGAAAUGCCUUUUCCGCCCAAUGCCAGCGUUAUCGGUGCGUUGUUGAACUCUUGUAGGAUACAUGGUAAAAUUAUGAAUGUUGAGGAUUGUGCCACGAGGAUUUUGGAGAUUGACGGCGAGGGUAGCGGGAACUAUAUGUUGUUGUCGAAUAUUUAUGCUGCGAGUGGGAGAUGGGGGGAGUCGGCGAGGGUGAGGGCGAUGACGAAGGAGAGAGGGGUGAAGAAGAAGGCCGGGGAGAGCUGGGUCAAGGUGGGGAAGAAGGCGGUGGUUUUCUCGUCGGAUAGCUCACCGUCGGUUGAGGCGGAGGUUGUUUAUGGGGUGGUUGAGGUGUUGUGUCAACAUAUGGAGAGUCAGAAUGUUGUGAGCGGAGAUUGGAUUGUGUUAAUGUGAAAAAGAUAAAAGAGUAUUUAUUUUGUCA
Messenger RNA from Asparagus officinalis (garden asparagus), 1984 nucleotides. Its product is annotated as putative pentatricopeptide repeat-containing protein At1g17630. NCBI's taxonomy places the organism in Eukaryota, Viridiplantae, Streptophyta, Magnoliopsida, Asparagales, Asparagaceae. Gene Ontology annotation, biological process: RNA modification. The coding region runs from base 235 to 1956 and encodes 573 amino acids. The record is from RefSeq and is a predicted model, not a curated record. The transcript has a single exon. Gene Ontology annotation, molecular function: protein binding; RNA binding.